Messenger RNA from Pyrenophora tritici-repentis Pt-1C-BFP, 1340 nucleotides. RefSeq names its product UbiH, 2-polyprenyl-6-methoxyphenol hydroxylase and related FAD-dependent oxidoreductase. Gene Ontology annotation, molecular function: oxidoreductase activity; FAD binding. Gene Ontology annotation, cellular component: mitochondrion. The record is from RefSeq and is a predicted model, not a curated record. Gene Ontology annotation, biological process: ubiquinone biosynthetic process. Lineage: Eukaryota; Fungi; Ascomycota; Dothideomycetes; Pleosporales; Pleosporaceae.
AUGCCGAAACUCAACCAUAUCGUUAUUGUAGGCGCAGGCCCUUCAGGGCUCCUACUCGGAGUACUACUUGCGAAGAAUCUCGGAAUCAAGGUCACGAUUCUUGAUGCCAACGAAAAGAUCGAUGACAACCCUCGCGCCGCCCAUUACGCGCCUUCAGCUGUGUACGACUUCUAUCGUGCCGGCAUUAUUGACGAUGUGCGUGCUGUGGGAUUGAAACCUAGAGGCGUAUGCUGGCGAUUGCAAGAUGGUACAUUCCUAGGAGGCAUGGGACGUGAGGGAGAUGACUCAAAAUAUGCCAUGGUUGUCUUACCACUUGAUCGGCUUGGUCCGCUGAUUGUAAAGCAUUUUGAGAGCUAUCCCAACACAGAGAUCAAGUGGGGCCACAAGCUGGUUGGUGUCGAGCAAGAUGAGAACGGUGCAACGGCAAUCAUUGAGACCCGAGAUGGGGAAAAGAAGAAAAUCACAGGAGACUAUCUGGUUGGUGCAGAUGGAGCAUCGAGUGGUGUUCGCACUGCCUUGUUCGGAAAGGAAUACCCUGGAGAGACAUUGAAGGCUCAGAUUGUUGCUACCAAUGUCUACCUCCCAUUUGACGAGAAAUUUGACUUCUGGGAUUCGAAUUUCAUCGUCCAUCCGACUGAUUGGUACAUGGCUGCAAAGAUCACCAAUGACGGUCUAUGGCGGGUAACAUACGGCGAUAGCGAGGGACUCUCCAAAGAAGAACUCAUCAAACGCCAACCGCUUCGCUACGAGCAGAUUCUUCCCGGGCAUCCGAAACCAGAUGAGUACAAGCUCAUCAGCAUGAGCCCUUAUAAACUCCAACAAAGAUGUGCGCCUAGCUUCCGAGUAGGGAAGAUAGUACUAGUAGCUGAUGCAGCCCAUCUUUGCAACCCCUUCGGCGGCAUGGGUCUCACAGGCGGAUUCGCCGACGUCGGCUCUCUCUACGACUGCUUCACCGGCAUCCACCUCGACGAACUCGACGAAGACAUCCUUGACCUCUACUCCACGAUUCGCAUCAAGAUUUGGCGCGAAAUGAUCGAUCCCGUAUCACGAGACAAUUUCCACAGACUCUGGGACCCAGCGCAUGAAGAGAAGCGCAAGCAAUUCUUCGAAAUGUGUGGCAAGGCGAACGACGACCUUGUUUGGGGCAAGCAAUUAGCGGACAAUAUCCACCAGGUUAGACACGACUUCACGCAGUACUUUAAGAGUAAGCAGAAGCAGAGCGGCAAGGCAAUGGGAGAUUUGGAGACGAGUAACGGGGUUUUGGCCGAGAACAGCGCUGCGGCUUGAAGGUGGAGUGGAAAGUAUGAAUCAGAGAAUUUAGACAUGUUCAAACCCCACCA